This is a messenger RNA of Strongyloides ratti, 2469 nucleotides long. Its product is annotated as 6-phosphofructokinase. Gene Ontology annotation, molecular function: AMP binding; ATP binding; identical protein binding. Lineage: Eukaryota; Metazoa; Nematoda; Chromadorea; Rhabditida; Strongyloididae. Gene Ontology annotation, cellular component: cytoplasm; 6-phosphofructokinase complex. The coding region runs from base 1 to 2469 and encodes 822 amino acids. Gene Ontology annotation, biological process: canonical glycolysis; fructose 1,6-bisphosphate metabolic process; fructose 6-phosphate metabolic process. The record is from RefSeq and is a predicted model, not a curated record. The transcript has 3 exons.
AUGGAAAAUAAUCAUACUACUAAUGGUAUAGAAGAUGUUUUGGGAGAACUUCCUAAUUUUCCUGAAAUGGAUAGAAAAUCAUUUUAUAGAAAAGAUUCUAUUAUUCCAGUUAUAGGAAAAGAGGGACAUCGUAUUGAAAGAAAUAUAUAUGAAGGAUCAAAUUUAGCUGUUUUUACAUCAGGUGGUGAUGCACCAGGAAUGAAUGCUGCUGUACGUUCUGUUGUCAGGAUGGGUAUUUAUUUAGGAUGUAAAGUUUAUUUUAUAUAUGAAGGAUAUCAAGGUAUGGUAGAUGGUGAUGAGUAUAUUAAAGAAGCUACAUGGAAUUCAGUUUCUGAUAUCAUUCAAAAAGGUGGUACAAUUAUAGGUUCAGCUAGAUGUAAAGAAUUUAGAACAAAAGAAGGAAGAUUAAAAGCUUGUUACAAUUUAAUUAAAAGAAAUAUUACAAAUUUAGUAUGUAUUGGUGGUGAUGGAUCAUUGACAGGAGCCAAUACUUUUAGAAUUGAAUGGCCUGAUUUAAUUAAAGAACUUUUAAAUGAUAAUAAAAUUACUCCUGAAGAAGCUUCAUUAAAUCAAAAUAUUCAAAUUGUUGGUCUUGUUGGUUCAAUUGACAAUGAUUUUUGUGGAACUGAUAUGACUAUUGGAACUGAUACAGCUCUUCAAAGAAUAAUAGAAGCUACUGAUUCUGUAGUUUCAACAGCUCAGUCACAUCAACGUGCUUUUGUAAUUGAGGUAAUGGGAAGACAUUGUGGAUACCUUGCUUUAGUUGCAUCACUAGCAUCUGAAGCUGAUUUUUGUUUUAUUCCUGAAUGGCCUCCAACUGUAAAUUGGCGUGAUGUUUUGUGUAAAAAAUUAGCUCAAAUGAGAAGUGAUGGGCAACGUCUUAAUAUUAUUAUAGUUGCAGAGGGUGCUAUAGAUUUAUCUGGUCAACCAAUAACUGCAGAUAUGAUAAAAGAUGUUGUAAAAGAAAAUUUAAAAUAUGACAUUAGGACAACUGUUUUAGGUCAUGUUCAAAGAGGUGGAAAUCCUUCUGCAUUUGAUAGAUUACUUGGAACAAGAAUGGGUGCUGAAGCUGUCUUAGCUUUAAUGGAAAUGACACCUGAAAGUCAUCCAAGUGUUAUUUCAAUUGAUGGUAAUCAAAUUGUAAGAGUUCCUUUAAUGAAAUGUGUUGAAAGAACACAAGCUGUACAAAAAGCUAUGGAUGAAAAAAAUUUUAGUCGAGCUGUUGAACUUCGUGGACGAUCAUUUCAACGUAAUCUUGAAACUUAUCGUUUACUUACAAAACUUCGUACUCCAAAAAUUAAAAAUCAUAAUUUAGAAAAUGAUUUACCAACUUUUAAUAUUGCUGUUAUAAAUAUUGGUGCACCAGCUGGUGGUAUGAAUGCUGCUGUUAGAUCCUGUGUUAGAAUGGGUCUUUAUAAUCAUUGUAAAGUUUUUACUAUUCAUGAUAGUUUUGAAGGAUUAGCUAAAGGUGAUUUUAAAGAAAUGAAAUGGAGUGAUGUUAGUGGUUGGGUAAUGCAUGGUGGUAGUUUUCUUGGAACUCAAAAACAAUUACCUAAUGAAAAUAAUCUUCAUAAAAUUAAUGAACAACUUGGAAAAUAUAAUAUUCAUUCAUUAAUAAUGAUUGGUGGUUUUGAAGCAUAUAAUUCUGCCAUUAUUCUUCAACAAGCUCGUGAAAAAUAUCCAAAUUUACGUAUACCAUUAUGUGUUAUUCCUUGUACUAUUAGUAAUAAUGUACCAGGUACAAGUUUUUCACUUGGAAGUGACACUUCAAUUAAUCAAGUUUGUGAAUUUAUUGAUAAAAUUAAACAAAGUGCAACAGGAACUAAACGUAGAGUUUUUAUAAUUGAAACAAUGGGAGGAUAUUGUGGUUAUUUAGCUACAUUAACAGCUUUAGCUUCUGGUGCUGAUAAUGCAUAUAUAUAUGAAGAAAAUUUUGAUAUUAAUGAUAUAAAAGAAGAUUGUGAAGUUAUAAAACAUAAAAUGGAAUCAGGAAUUCAAAGAUACUUAAUUGUUAGAAAUGAAAAAGCAAACCAAAAUUAUACAACAGAAUUUGUAAUGAGACUUUUUAAUGAGGAAGGAAAAGGUGUAUUUUCAACAAGAGUUAAUGUAUUGGGACACGCCCAACAAGGUGGUAAUAGUUCUGUAUUUGAUAGAAAUAUGGGUACAAAACUUGCUGCUAAAGCAGUCGAUUAUGUUUUAUCACAAAUGAAAGAAACUAUUGACAUUGAAAAAAAUGAAAAAAAUGCUAUUGCAGAUAGUACAUGUACAUUAUUAGGUUUACGUGGAAGAAGAUAUGAAUUUACACCAGUAACUGAAUUAAUUAAAGAAACCGAUUUUAAUGUUAGAUUACCAAAGAAUCAAUGGUGGUUAAAACUUAGGCCACUUCUUAGAAUUUUAGCUAAGCAUAAUAGUAGUUAUGUAGUUGAAGCAGAGGAAGAUAGUGACUCUGAAGAUUCAAAGAAAUUAUAA